Manihot esculenta (cassava) is the source of this 1813-nucleotide messenger RNA. RefSeq names its product cytochrome P450 94C1. Lineage: Eukaryota; Viridiplantae; Streptophyta; Magnoliopsida; Malpighiales; Euphorbiaceae. Gene Ontology annotation, molecular function: oxidoreductase activity, acting on paired donors, with incorporation or reduction of molecular oxygen; heme binding; monooxygenase activity. The record is from RefSeq and is a predicted model, not a curated record. The transcript has a single exon. Bases 88 to 1626 code for a protein of 512 amino acids.
UCUAUAUAUGACGCAGCCCUCACUAACCCAUCACAGUCACCUUCUUCACCUUCCCCUCUCUUAUUUUCUUUACCUUUCUUUUCAUCAAUGGAGUUGAUGAAUGCUUCAUCCCUGUGGUUGGAGUCCAUUUCCAGUGUUUUUUCUUUGCUUUUCUUUGGGUUUACUUUCUUGUUUUCUUUCUUCUCUUUGCUCGUCUUUGUGUUCAGGCUUAAGCCAUGGUGUAACUGUGAGGUCUGCAAGAGCUAUCUCACUGCGAGCUGGACCAAAGAUUUCGCCAAUCUCUGCGAUUGGUAUACUCAUCUUCUUCGGAAAUCUCCCACCGGAACGAUUCAUCUCCACGUUCUCGGCAAUGUCAUCACCUCCAACCCAGAAAACGUUGAGUAUAUACUCAAGACAAAUUUUGACAACUACCCAAAAGGGAAACCUUUCUCUGCUCUCUUGGGUGAUCUUCUGGGUCGAGGUAUUUUCAAUGUUGAUGGUGAUUCUUGGAGGUUUCAAAGGAAAAUGGCCAGUUUAGAGCUCGGUAGUGUGUCUAUAAGGAUUUAUGCUUUUGAGCUUAUUAUGAGUGAGAUCCGAGGAAGGUUGAUUCCUCUCUUGUCAUCAAAUGCUGAUAAAAAUCAAGCUUUGGAUUUGCAAGAUGUGUUUAGAAGAUUUUCUUUCGAUACUAUUUGCAAAUUUUCCUUCGGUUUAGACCCCGGAUGCCUUCGGCUAUCUCUGCCCAUUUCAGAAUUCGCUCUUGCUUUUGAUACUGCGUCAAAGUUGUCUGCAGAGAGAGCUGCAGCACCAUCGCCGAUUAUUUGGAAGAUCAAAAGGCUACUAAAUUUAGGAUCGGAAAAGAAACUCAAAGAGGCUAUAAAAUAUGUUGAUGAACUCGCAGAAGAAUUGAUCAAUCACCGGAGAAAAGUAGGCUUCACCGAUAAGAAAGAUCUUUUAUCAAGAUUCAUGGGAUCCAUCAACGAUGAUAAGUAUCUUCGUGAUAUUGUCAUUAGCUUUCUCUUGGCUGGUCGUGACACAGUUGCCUCAGGGCUAACAAGUUUCUUCUGGCUGCUGUCACAGCACCCAGAAGUUGAAUCAGCAAUUCGAGAUGAGUCUGAACGAAUCAUAGGGCCGAGUCAAGAGAACAUCAGCUAUGAGCAAUUGCGAGGCAUGCAUUAUCUAAAUGCAGCCAUAUAUGAGAGUUUAAGAUUAUACCCAUCUGUUCAAUUUGAUUCCAAGUUUGCUGAAGAAGAUGAUAUAUUGCCUGAUGAUACAUUUGUAACAAAAGGCACUAGAGUAACAUAUCACCAAUAUGCAAUGGGUCGAAUGGAGCGGGUUUGGGGUCCGGAUUGUCUCGAAUUCAAACCCGAAAGAUGGUUAAAAAAUGGGGUUUUUGUUGCAGAAAACUCAUACAAAUACCCAGUUUUCCACGCUGGAUUUAGAGUUUGUUUGGGAAAGGAAAUGGCAUUAGUUGAGAUGAAAAGUGUAGCUCUGCAAAUGAUUAGGUCCUUCAAUGUUCGGGUUGUGGAUCCGGAUCAGCCACCGAGAUUUUCCCCGGGUCUUACAGCCACCGUGAGAGGUGGCUUGCCAGUUUUGAUCCAAGAAAGAGAGUCCUCGACGAACCACCACCACCACGGCCACCAUAUAUAAUAUUAGUUAGAUCAUGCAUAUAUAGCUAUGCCAUGUAAAUAAGUGUGAUGAUAUCUAAUGGGUCAAAAAAAAAAAAGGCAAGCUUUCUGUACAUGUUACUAAGAACAGCUCCCUUUCUUUAUCAAGUAGCAGUAUUAUUGCCUCUUUUGAAUUCUGUGAAAUUGGGCAAGUUUUUAAAUACUGCAAA